AUGUCAAGCUUAUUGCGGCGGUCGACCGGCCUUGCGCGGAUCGCUAGCAAUACGUUUAGCGCCUCUGCCCGCUCGACGAUACGAUCCUCGCGUUUGGUACCUACAUCUCAGGCUGCCUGGGCAAUCCAGCUAAAGCGCCAUUACUCUGAAAAGAAGCCAGAGGAAUCUGAUAAGGAGAAAGAAGCUAGCCAGAAUGCGGUUCCCCAGUCCAAACUUCCCUAUUCAAAGCCCGAAGUCCAAAGUCCUAAAUCGCCUGGACCAACGGAGGAGGAUCUGCCAGAGGCACCCAAUCCCCCUCUUUAUCCUGACUGGGUACACUUAACCAAGGAGGAGCUCGAGGCAUUCAAACAACUAACCAAUAAGGUACCUAUACGUGUUGACGAUAAUAUCUUUAAGAUAGUAAAGAGAACUGGGUUACCUGUUGACCUUCGGGAUUUAAUCAGAGGUGUAAUUACGGGAGACGCUGGCCCUUCUGUCAUAGCAAAAGCAUUGAAGGGUUUAAACCAGUAUUACAAGGGGUUAAAAGGUAUGGACUUAGGGGAACUUACUAAGGACUAUAAGGACCAUAAGGAUAGUGAACCUGACGCCUAUACCAACAUACCCUCAAAGAAAAACCGGAAACAAGCCAGAAAGGCGCAGGAACAAGAAGAGAAAAGAGGUAACCAGCAGAGGUCUAAGGAAAGUGAACAGGGUUUUAAUGGAUUCAACUCGAAUAAAAACCCCCCCGGCCCCAGCCCGAAUGGCAAUCCCACACAAGGAAACGACUGGCUUACCAUGGUAGUGGGCUCGGCUAUUGCGUAUUGGCUUUACAACUCCAUAUUCGAAGAGAGUGGCCGAGAAAUCACAUGGCAAGAACUAAGGAAGAACUUCCUAGACAAGGGUCUUGUUGAAAGAAUGGUUAUUCAGGGCCAUCGAGUCCGUGUUGAUCUCAACCGGGACGCGACCCAAUCGAUGUAUCCUGAUUCAGUUGCGACACGCCCCGGUUUCCACUACUACUUCUCUAUUGCCUCUGCCGACGCUUUUGAAAGGCGUCUAGACGAAGCUCAGAACGAACUUGGUAUCCCUAGUAGCGAGAGGAUUCCUGUGAGCUAUGCUCCGGAAAGCCCAUUCUUCAACCUCCUGAUAGCAUUCGGCCCUACAGUAGUGCUUGUCAGUCUUCUCGUCUGGGCUAGUCGACGCGGUCCCGGCGGUGUUGGUGGGUCAGGCGGUGUCUUCGGAUUCGGAAAGAGCAAGGCGAAGCGCUUCAGUCACGAGACUGCAAUUAGAGUCAAGUUUUCGGAUGUAGCUGGUAUGGACGAAGCCAAGCAGGAGAUAAUGGAGUUUGUGAGCUUCCUCAAGAAGCCGGAACGGUUCCAAAGACUUGGCGCUAAAAUCCCGCGCGGCGCAAUUCUUGCUGGGCCUCCUGGAACUGGUAAGACAUUGCUUGCAAAAGCCACUGCGGGCGAAUCCGGAGUACCGUUCUUCAGCGUAAGCGGUUCUGAAUUUGUCGAGAUGUUUGUUGGUGUGGGUGCGUCCAGGGUCAGAGAUCUCUUCGCCACGGCGCGGAGACACACGCCGUGCAUCAUUUUCAUCGACGAGAUCGAUGCCAUCGGGCGGUCUCGAUCAGAGGGCCAGCGGUUUGGAGGAAAUGACGAACGAGAAGCUACGCUCAACCAGAUCCUGACAGAAAUGGACGGGUUCAACACCACUGAUCAGAUUGUUGUUCUUGCCGGUACCAAUCGAGUAGACAUUUUGGAUAAGGCGCUGAUGCGACCUGGACGAUUCGACAGACACAUCAACAUUGACGCCCCGACGAUGGCAGGACGACAAGACAUUUUUAAGGUUUACUUGAAGAAGAUUGUCACGAAUGAAGAAAUCGAAUAUCUAAGUGGCCGGCUUGCGUCUCUGACACCGGGCUUCGCUGGUGCCGAUAUCGCAAACUGCGUAAACGAGGCUGCACUCAUUGCUGCGAGGAAUAAUGCUACGUCGGUUACGCUACAGCACUUUGAGCAAGCUAUCGAGCGUGUUAUCGGUGGUCUUGAGCGCAAGUCGCUAGUGCUAAACCCGGUAGAAAAGAGAACAGUAGCUUAUCACGAGGCCGGACAUGCUAUCUGUGGCUGGUUUUUCAGAUAUGCGGACCCCCUGCUCAAGGUUUCGAUCAUACCCAGAGGUAAAGGCCUCGGAUAUGCGCAAUACCUGCCGGGAGAUGCAUACCUGAUGACCUACGAGCAAUUGAUGGACCGGAUGGCUAUGACAUUAGGAGGCAGAAUCUCAGAGGAGAUACACUUUCCUACAGUGACAACGGGAGCUAGCGAUGAUUUCGACAAAGUAACUCGGAUGGCCACAGCUAUGGUAACACAAUGGGGCAUGUCUGACAAAGUUGGGCCGCUACAUUUCCACAACGACGAGAGCAAGAUCUACAAGCCGUUCUCUGAGGGAACGGGUCAGGUUAUCGACGCAGAAGUAAGACGGAUUAUAGAGCAGGCAUACAAGAAAUGCAAAGAUCUUUUGGUAGAGAAGAAAAAGGAAGUAGGACUCAUCGCAGAGGAAUUAUUGAAAAAGGAGGUCCUUGUUCGGGAUGACAUGGUUCGGAUAUUGGGACCCCGGCCAUUCAGUGAUAGGGACGACUUUUCCAAGUAUUUUGGUGGCGAUGCUCGUAAUGCACCGGCAGGACCGCCGCCAGCGCCAUCAUCUCCAUCCCUUCCCGAUGCUCCUGAGCCCCCAUCAAGCCCUGCAAUGUUCAGGGAAAUUGAGGAGGAAAACAGGUAG
Messenger RNA from Daldinia caldariorum, 2748 nucleotides. RefSeq names its product ATP-dependent metallopeptidase Hfl. The record is from RefSeq and is a predicted model, not a curated record. The coding region runs from base 1 to 2748 and encodes 915 amino acids. The transcript has 2 exons. Gene Ontology annotation, cellular component: membrane; m-AAA complex. Gene Ontology annotation, biological process: protein-containing complex assembly; mitochondrial protein processing. Gene Ontology annotation, molecular function: ATP hydrolysis activity; metalloendopeptidase activity; ATP binding. NCBI's taxonomy places the organism in Eukaryota, Fungi, Ascomycota, Sordariomycetes, Xylariales, Hypoxylaceae.